Molecule: messenger RNA, 1899 nt
Organism: Tarenaya hassleriana
Lineage: Eukaryota; Viridiplantae; Streptophyta; Magnoliopsida; Brassicales; Cleomaceae
Product: pentatricopeptide repeat-containing protein At4g15720
Exons: 1
Coding region: 14-1813 (599 amino acids)
Biological process (GO): RNA modification
Molecular function (GO): RNA binding; zinc ion binding; protein binding
Source: RefSeq, a predicted model, not a curated record
AAUAAAUCUCAAAAUGCCCGUUUUAGCCCCAAGGCUUCUCUUCUCCAAAACAGCUCCUUCGUUCAACAUCCAAGCUUCCUUGACUCGCAAGCUUGUCGAAUCCUCCGAUCUCUGCAGCACGACCUCCCUACAUGCCCAAAUCCUGAAACUCGGGCUCGUAAACGACACUGUCACUACCACUCACCUUAUCAAUGGGUAUGUCCGGAUACGAGAAACGGACAUUGCACGCCAGUUGUUGGAUGAAAUGCCUGAACCAAAUGUUGUCUCUUGGACUUCGGUUAUUUCCGGUUAUAACGACGUGGGUCGACCUAAAAUGGCUCUGAUGCUGUUUCAGAAGAUGCAUGAAGAGAACUCGGUGUUGCCUAAUGAGUUCACGUUUGCCAGUGUGGUGAAAGCCUGUUCCUCGCUCGCUAAUUCGAAAGCGGGGAAAAGGGUUCAUGCCCGUCUUGAGAUUUCUGGGUUCAGACAAAACUUUGUGGUUAGUUCUUCGCUUGUCGACAUGUAUGGGAAAUGCAACGAUUUGGAAACAGCUCGGUGGGUUUUUUACUUGAUGGGAUAUGACAGAAAUGUUGUUUCUUGGACAUCGAUGAUCACAGCGUUCGCCCAGAACGCUCAUGGCGAUGAGGCCAUUGAGUUGUUCAGAGAAUUCAUUGCUUCAACAUCAGAAAGGCCAAAUCAUUAUAUGCUGGCUAGUGUUAUUAAUGCGUGCUCUAGUUUGGGUCGGUUACAAUGGGGAAAGGUUGCACAUGGAGCUGUAAUCCGUGGUGGUCAUGAACUGAACAAUGUUAUCGCUACUUCUCUUCUUGACAUGUAUGCGAAAUGUGGGUGUUUAAACUACUCGGAGAAAAUCUUCCUAAGGAUUCGUGAACAUUCUGUUAUCUCCUACACCUCCAUGAUUAUGGCAAUGGCAAAGCAUGGACUUGGCAAAUCAUCGCUCAAACUGUUUCAAGAAAUGGUUCAGAAGAGAAUAAAGCCUAAUGAUGUCACAAUGAUUGGGAUAUUAAACGCUUGUAGCCAUUCAGGCCUUGUCGAGCAAGGUCUAGAGUAUUUCAACUCUAUGUACGAGAAGCACGGACUAUCUCCUAACUCAAAGCACUACAAUUGUGUUGUUGAUAUGCUCGGAAGAGUUGGUCGUGUUGAUCAAGCGUAUGACUUGGCCAAAAAAAGCGAAGCUGGACCCGUGCAAGGGGCACUCUUAUGGGGAGCUCUUCUUUCAGCUGCUAGGCUUCAUGGAAGAGUAGACAUUGCUCGCGAGGCAAGUAAGCGGCUGAUUGAAACCAAUCAGAAAGUGACAGGUGCUUAUGUCUUACUCUCCAAUGCAUAUGCAACGACCGGAGAAUGGGAAAAGUCUGAGUAUCUUCGCUCUGAGAUGAAGCGUGGUGGAAUCGUGAAAGAACGCGGUUCCAGUUGGAUUGAGAUUAAGGAUUCAAUAUACCUUUUUCACGCCGGGGAUUUGUCGUGUGAUCAGACUGGUGAGAUUCUGAAACUGUUGAAGGAUCUGAAGGGAAGAAUGAAGGAGAGAGGAUACAGGGAAAGCACCAAGGCAGGUUUAUCGGUUUUAGUUGAUGUUGAUGAAGAAGCAAGAGAGGAGAUGGUGGAUCUGCACAGCGAGAAAUUAGCAUUGGCCUUCGGGCUGAUACAUUUGCCCCAAGGAUCAACCAUUCGGAUAAUGAAGAACCUGAGGAUGUGUGGAGAUUGCCAUGAGGCUUUCAAGCUGACCAGUGGCAUUGUUGAGAGGGAAAUUGUUGUUAGGGAUGUGAACAGGUUUCAUUCCUUCAAGGAUGGAUCUUGUACAUGUAACGAUUUUUGGUGAUCUCUUUGUUUUUCGUUUUUCAUCUGUACGCAUAUUCAAGGGCAAAAACAUUAUUGAUCAUGCGCAUAUUCUGCCAAUUAGUAAAU